GUGGGUUGCUAGGAGUGUCGAGCACCAACACUGCGGUGCACAGGAAGUUAGAGAAUGAUCUGAAGAAGCAGUUCGCCGCGGCGCCCUACGGCACCAGGAUCGCCCUGGGCGAGCAGGCCGAGCUGCGGUGCUUGCCUCCGCCGGGCGUCCCGCCGCCCUCCGUGACGUGGCAGCGCAACGGCCAGGCCAUCGGCACAGGGGCGGGCGCGGGACUCCCCGCCGGCGACCUGGGCGGCGCCCCUCCGGCACCCUCUGUGUUCGUCUCGGGCGAGGGCCACCUCCUGGUGAACCGCGCGCGCCUCGCCGACCAGGCCAACUACACCUGCGUCGCGGAGAACAUCGCCGGCCGGAGGGUGUCCGAGCCGGCGCAGCUCACCGUCUACGAGUACCCCGCCGACUUCAUCCCCGACACGGACAAGAAGGGCCCGGACCUGACGUCGUCCGUGCCGGUCGGCCUCGGCCUCGGCACCGUGGGCGCCCCGCUGGGGUCGCUGCAGGGCUCGCUAGGAGGGCGGCCCAUGAACGGCGCCCUCAACGGCGCCCUCAACGGGCUCAACGGCCUCGGCGGCUCGCUGGGCGGCACCCUGGGCGGCACGCUGGGCGGCCCGGGCAUCGGCCUCGGCGGCCACCACGCGGCGCCCCUCGGCGCGCUCAGCUGCUACCACUACCCGCUGCCGCUGCCGCGCUCCGACUCGGAGCACCACUACGACGAGCCCCACCUCGCCAACUCGUCGGCGUCCAACUCCAACUCGGCCACCUCGUCGUCGUCCAGCUCGUGCUCCACGGCGUCGGCCUCCACGUCGCCGUCGGCCACGUCGACGCGCACCGUGGGCUCGUCUAGGGCCGACUCCGUCAACGGAGGCGACUCGCUGUCCGACGCGGGGGUGACGAUGACCUCCUGCGCGUGCACGUCGGCGGGCGCGCGCCUCUCGCUGCCCGAGUGCGGCGUGUCGCUGACCAUCCCGGAGGGCGCGCUGGCGCGCGGCCAGGAGGCGCUCGUGUCGCUGGCCGUGCUCACCGAGGACCGCGCGCGGCCGCGGCUGGCCGACGGGCAGACGCUCCUGUCGGGCGUGGUGCAGGUGGGGCCGCCGGGCCUGGUGCUCAACAAGCCCGCCGUGCUGAGCGUGCGCCACUGCGCCGCGCUGUCGGCCGCCUCGGACUGGAGGCUGUCCGUGUGGGGCAGCCACGACCUGCCCGUCGGCGAGGGCGACCAGGCCUCGUGGCGGGAGCUGCUGGCCGUGGGCGCCGAGACCAUCAACACGCCCGCCUUCGUGCAGCUGGACGCCACGCAGAUGUACCUCAUGUGGGACCAGCUGUCGGCCGUCGUGCUGGUCGGCGAGUCCGUCAUGAGCCCGCUGUCGGGCGUGCAGGGCGCCGCCAAGAGGAUCCAGGUGGCCGUGUUCGCCGAGACGCGCGGCUCCGGGGUGCGCGUGUACGCGCUCGAGGACACGAGCGCCGCGCUCCAGAGCGUCGUCCAGACGGAGAAGCGGCUCGGCUCGAGGAUGGCGGCCGCGCCGCAGACCAUCGUGUUCCGCGACGGCGGCGGCCCGCUGCUGCUCGACCUGGAGCACGGCGGCAACCACAUCGAGCACCAGGAGAUCCCCUUCCGACACGUGUGGGCCAGCGGCACCUCGCAGCUGCACUGCGGCUUCCAGCUGCAGCCGCGCGUCGAGGCCGGCGGCAACCCCAACGGUGCCAUCUUCAGGGUGCGGGCCUGCCAGCAGCACGACCCGGCCGGCGGCGUCACCAUCGCGGCGCUGCCCGCGGGCCGCGUCUCCCCGGCGCCACCGGGCCUGCAGCCGGGCCGGGCGCUCACCGUCACGUCCACCAGCGCGCGGCAGACGGCCUGCAGCGUCGACUCGGAGCCCUUCCGGUUGUCCCGGUCGUUGAGGCAGCACCUGGCGCAGUGCCUGGACCCUCCCAACGCGAGGGGGAAUGACUGGAGGAUGCUCGCCCAGAGGCUGCACGUUGACAGGUACAUCAACUACUUCGCGACCAAGCCCAGUCCCACGGAGGUGAUCCUGUCCCUGUGGGAGUCGCGCUCGAGGGAGCCGACGGCCGUCGCGGACCUGCUGGCCACGCUGAGGCUCAUGGGCCGGGCGGACGCGGCGCAGAUCCUGGAGAAGGAAGGCGGCCCGUCGUGGGUGUGAGUCGCCCCGCCCCACCCCUGCCCGCUACUCUACAUCGGCCAACCGACCGUUGCCGUCUUGGAUGGCCGGGGUACGCAGUAGCGGACUGUGUGUUCGUGUGGACCUAUAGUGCGUGUUGCGUGUGUGGGCAGGCCACCCUUGUGUACUCGCCAGGUCUCGACAAUGCCAGGCCUGUCAGUGGGCAAGGUCGAGAACAUUAAUUUAAGAUGAUUGAUAGAUGCCAAACUACUCUGAACUUUGCGAACGUGCAUAAUGUGCCGACACUGUUCUAAUUUACCCUGUAACUAAGAGCUUUAUUUUUAAUCAUUUAGGAGAGAACAAAU
Molecule: messenger RNA, 2473 nt
Organism: Frankliniella occidentalis (western flower thrips)
Lineage: Eukaryota; Metazoa; Arthropoda; Insecta; Thysanoptera; Thripidae
Product: netrin receptor UNC5B-a
Exons: 7
Biological process (GO): netrin-activated signaling pathway; motor neuron axon guidance
Cellular component (GO): membrane
Molecular function (GO): netrin receptor activity; protein binding
Source: RefSeq, a predicted model, not a curated record